AUGUCCAGAAAAGGGAGCAGCACAGAUGGCAAAACAGACUUAGCUAAUGGAAGCAUGUCUAGCAGUCCAGAGGAGAUGUCUGGUGCUGAAGAGGGGAGGGAGACAUCCUCAGGCAUUGAAGUAGAGGCCUCAGACCUGAGCUUGAGCUUGACCGGGGAUGAUGGUGGCCCCAAUCGCACCAGCACAGAAAGUCGAGACACAGAUACAGAGAGCUCAGGUGAAGACAAGGACUCUGACAGCAUGGAGGACACUGGCCAUUACUCCAUCAAUGAUGAAAACCAAGUCCAUGAUCGCUCAGAGGAAGAGGACGAGGAAGAAGAGGAAGAAGAAGAGCAUCCUCGGCGGCGUGUACAGCGCAAGCGGGCCAACCGUGACCAGGACUCAUCAGAUGAUGAGCGGGCCUUGGAGGACUGGGUGUCCUCGGAGACAUCAGCCCUUCCCCGCCCUCGCUGGCAAGCUCUUCCUGCCCUUCGGGAGCGGGAACUGGGUUCAAGUUCCCGCUUUGUAUAUGAGGCUUGUGGGGCAAGAGUCUUUGUGCAACGUUUCCGCCUGCAGCAUGGGCUCGAGGGCCAUACUGGUUGUGUCAAUACCCUGCACUUUAACCAGCGUGGAACUUGGCUGGCCAGUGGCAGUGAUGACCUGAAAGUGGUGGUUUGGGACUGGGUGCGGCGGCAGCCGGUACUGGACUUUGAGAGUGGCCACAAAAGCAAUGUCUUCCAGGCAAAGUUCCUUCCUAAUAGUGGUGAUUCUACCCUGGCCAUGUGUGCCCGUGAUGGGCAGGUGCGGGUAGCAGAGUUGUCUGCCACACAGUGCUGCAAGAAUACGAAGCGUGUGGCCCAGCAUAAGGGAGCGUCCCACAAGUUGGCCCUGGAACCAGACUCUCCUUGUACGUUUCUAUCUGCAGGUGAAGAUGCAGUUGUCUUCACUAUUGACCUCAGACAAGACCGGCCAGCUUCGAAGCUGGUGGUGACAAAAGAGAAAGAGAAGAAAGUGGGGCUGUAUACAAUCUAUGUAAAUCCUGCCAAUACUCACCACUUUGCAGUGGGUGGACGAGAUCAGUUUGUAAGGAUUUAUGACCAGAGGAAAAUUGAUGAGAAUGAAAACAAUGGAGUACUCAAGAAAUUCUGCCCUCAUCACCUGGUGAACAGUGAGUCCAAAGCAAACAUCACCUGUCUUGUGUACAGCCACGACGGCACAGAGCUCCUGGCCAGUUACAACGAUGAAGACAUUUAUCUCUUCAACUCCUCUCACAGUGAUGGGGCCCAGUAUGUUAAGAGAUAUAAGGGCCACAGAAAUAACGCUACAGUAAAAGGUGUCAAUUUCUAUGGCCCCAAGAGUGAGUUUGUGGUGAGCGGUAGUGACUGCGGGCAUAUCUUCCUCUGGGAGAAAUCAUCCUGCCAGAUCGUUCAGUUCAUGGAGGGGGACAAGGGAGGCGUGGUGAACUGUCUUGAGCCUCACCCUCAUUUGCCUGUGCUGGCAACCAGCGGCCUGGACCAUGAUGUCAAGAUCUGGGCACCCACAGCUGAAGCUUCUACUGAGCUUAUAGGGCUAAAGGAAGUGAUUAAGAAGAACAAGCGGGAGCGGGAUGAAGACAGCUUGCACCACACUGACCUGUUUGACAGCCACAUGCUCUGGUUCCUCAUGCAUCACCUGAGACAGAGACGCCAUCACAGGCGCUGGCGAGAUCCUGGGGUCGGGGCCACAGAUGCAGACUCUGAUGAGUCUCCCAGUUCCUCAGACACAUCGGACGAGGAGGAGGGCCCCGACCGGGUGCAGUGCAUGCCGUCCUGA
This is a messenger RNA of Pipistrellus nathusii (Nathusius's pipistrelle), 1791 nucleotides long. NCBI's taxonomy places the organism in Eukaryota, Metazoa, Chordata, Mammalia, Chiroptera, Vespertilionidae. The record is from the annotation of a GenBank genome assembly.